AUGGUUCAGGAGUCCAAAAGGUGCGUGCGGGGGCGUGGCUGGAGAGGGGCGGGUCCUAGCGGCGGAAGGCGGAAGCUGCUGCAGAGUCACCUGAUCCAACCCCGGCGCGGCCCGGGCUGCCGCAGGCUGAGGAGUCGCGGGGCUCCGGGGGUCACCCCGAGCUGCUACCAUGAACCCCGAGAAGGAUUUCGCGCCGCUCACGCCCAACACCAUGCGCGCCCUCAACGACAAGCUCUGCGAAAGCUGAAGGUGGCAGCGCUGGAGAUAGACAGGCUGGUUCGGGAGUUCGUGGCCCAGAACAACACCGUGCAGAUCAGGCAUGUGAUCCAGACGCUGUCUCAGGAGUUUGCCCUGUCCCAGCACCCGCACAGCCGGAAAGGGGGCCUCAUCGGCCUGGCCGCCUGCUCCAUCGUGCUGGGCAAGGACAUCGUGACAGAGAGCAACAAGUUCGACCUGGUGGGCUUCAUCCCCUUGCUGCGGGAGAGGAUUUAUUCCAACAACCAGUACGCCCGGCAGUUCAUCAUCUCCUGGAUCCUGGUUCUGGAGUCCGUGCCAGACAUUAACCUGCUGGAUUAUUUGCCGGAGAUCCUGGAUGGACUCUUCCAGAUCCUGGGCGACAACGGCAAAGAGAUUCGGAAAAUGUGUGAGGUGGUCCUUGGAGAAUUCUUGAAGGAAAUUAAAAAGAACCCCUCCAGUGUUAAGUUUGCUGAGAUGGCCAACAUCCUGGUGAUCCACUGCCAGACCACGGAAAUGUUUCAGAUCCUAAAAUUCAUAUGGAAAUGCAAAGAAUCCAGAAUAGGCAAAACUACGUUUCAAAAGAGGAAAAAGAUUGGAAAAUUCAUACGUCCCAAUUUCAGAACUUACUACAGAGCUACAGUAAUAGAUGGAUAGAUCAAAUAGAACUGAGAAUCCAUAAAUAAACCUUUACAUUUGUGGUCA
Mesoplodon densirostris (Blainville's beaked whale) is the source of this 939-nucleotide messenger RNA. Its product is annotated as protein VAC14 homolog. Gene Ontology annotation, cellular component: PAS complex; endosome membrane. The coding region runs from base 1 to 891 and encodes 296 amino acids. The record is from RefSeq and is a predicted model, not a curated record. The transcript has 8 exons. NCBI's taxonomy places the organism in Eukaryota, Metazoa, Chordata, Mammalia, Artiodactyla, Ziphiidae. Gene Ontology annotation, biological process: phosphatidylinositol biosynthetic process; positive regulation of kinase activity.